Messenger RNA from Prorocentrum cordatum, 447 nucleotides. The record is from the annotation of a GenBank genome assembly. NCBI's taxonomy places the organism in Eukaryota, Dinophyceae, Prorocentrales, Prorocentraceae.
AUGGCCCAGCGCGCGCUCGACGGGGCGGAGUCUCAGGCAUGUGUGAAUUUCGAUUACGACGACAUCUUCAGGUGGCACCACCGGCUCUCGCUGGUGCAGAUGAGCCCCGGCGUCUGGGCGGUGGCGAGCCCGGAUGGGGAGCUGCUCUUGCGCGACCACAGCGGGCGCCUGGUCGCGGCGCUCGGCCGCGCGGCGGCUUUCCCGGUCGGGCUUCGCGGCCAGGCGUGUGCUUUCGAGGGCCACAGGAACGAGGAUAUCGAGGCGGUGGAUGUGCGCGGGCUCGCCACUGCGAUACGCGCGACCGCCCCCGCGGCCCCGCCCGGGGAGCUCGACCUGCAGGUGUCAAGCGACCUGGAGCGCCUGGUGUAUCGCGACGCGGCCGGGCUCGCGCUCGCGUCGCAUUGGGUGUCCUCCGUCUCGGAGUUGGGUGUCUCGCGGAACGCGGGC